Molecule: messenger RNA, 3453 nt
Organism: Monodelphis domestica (gray short-tailed opossum)
Lineage: Eukaryota; Metazoa; Chordata; Mammalia; Didelphimorphia; Didelphidae
Gene: DTWD2
Product: DTW motif tRNA-uridine aminocarboxypropyltransferase 2
Source: RefSeq, a predicted model, not a curated record
GGUUCAUUGAAUGAAUAGGUUACUGACAACUCCUUCCGAGAUGAUGGCUACCUGUUUCUGCGGAGCGGAGUACUGGAUUUGGAGGCAGUGCCAAAGAAAUGGAAUUCGAUCUUGACUAUAAGCCUGUGUGACCUUUGGGGCAUUAACUUCUGGGAGCCUCAGUUUCCUCCUGUGUAGAAUAUGAAGAUGGGAACAGCGGAUGGCUAAGCUCACGUCAGCUCUACAUCUAGAGAUAACCUUUCAGGGUUUUCUUGUUUCCUCGUUUAUAGAAGGAGAGCUUUGGGCAUCACUCCCUUUCCAACUCCUGACUAGUGACUCAGUAACCAGAUGAUCAGGAAUUUGCAAACUCUCCUCCGAAGGCUGUGCUAGGACAAAGGGGCCACCAGCCCUACUCAGAUUAGUCGGGUUUGCACGCGUCCAGGCAGCAAAUCGCUCUCCCGGAAUCAAGGCGUCAGCAUCGGGGGCGCGCCUCCCGCUCGAGUCCGAGAGAGGCUGAGAGCCGAGCGCGGGCCUACGAAGGGCUGCCCAAAGAACCCGCCUCCCUUCGCCUGACGUGACUGAGCCCGCGCGGCAGAGCGCUUUCCCUGGCCCUCUGGCGCCAUCUGCAGGUCCCAGCUCCUCGUCACCGCAGGCCGACUGCCUGGAGCGCGUCAUGGAGAGGAAAGUGGCGGUUGGUGGCUCAGAGGAGGCUGCGUCGGUGGGGUCUGGUGCCGGGGCGCCGGAGCCCCUUAGGCCGUGGGAGACGGUCAGGGAAAGCGAAAGCACCGUGGAGUCAGCUUCGACGACACUCUCCCUCCCAGACCCAGGGAAUGGCGGCGACAGCGCAGAUGGGCUCUGGGAGCUGCCGGUAGAGCACGCCCUGAGGAGGCCGGAGUGCAACCGCUGCAGCCGUCCCCAGAAGGUCUGUUUAUGUCCAUUUCUGCCAGCACAUCGUCUAAAUAUUUCUACAAACCUCUAUAUAAUCCAGCAUCCAGCAGAGGAAAACAAAGUAUUGCGGACAGUACCUCUGCUUGCUGCCUGCCUUCCUCAGGACAAGGUUAAGGUCAAGAUUGGUCGACGCUUCAAUGAGGAAAGAGAUCCUGAACUUUCAGCUAUUUGCCGAAAUCCUAGCACUUUAAUUUUAUAUCCUGGUGCUGAAGCAAUUAAUUUGGAAGAAUUGGUAUCAAAUUCUCCUAAUAAUCUUUCCACUAUUAUCAUCAUUGAUGGGACAUGGAGCCAGGCUAAAGAUAUUUUCUACAAGAAUUCCCUGUUCCGACUUCCUAGACAGGUACAAUUAAAAACCAGUGUUUCUAGUCAAUAUGUGAUUCGGACACAACCAACCAAUAGGUGCCUCUCUACACUAGAAUGCGCAGCUGUUGCACUUGCCAUCUUGGAGAAAAAUGAUCACAUUCAAGAGACAUUGCUUCGUCCUCUUCAAGCUUUGUGUUCUUUCCAGCUUCAGCAUGGUGCUCAGAUUCGGCUCAGCAAGGAACACCUCUUGAAAAAUGGUCUCUAUCCUAAGCCCAUGCCAAAGAAUAAACGCAAACUAAGGAAAAUGGAGCUCCUAAUGAAUAGUGUUAAAAUUUAGGGAAAUUAGCCUUGUUGUUUUCAGUAUACCUAUUCAAUUGCAAUUACAAUACCAAACUCAUUUUUAAGUCUACUGAGAGCGCCGUGAGUUACUGACUGACUCAACAAAAGAACCAAGAGAAAUAAAAACAAAGUCUUGCCCAGAGUAGGGAAAUGAAACAAAGAGUUCUUUUUUUUAAAAGGAAAAUUAUAACAAAAUUAAAAGAUAUGAAUUUAUUCUUCAAAAAUAUCUAGUAAUUUUGCAACUCUUGUAAUGAAAUUAUAACAGAAUAAGGAAAACUCAUUUUCCUGCUAAACUUGAACACCAUAGUGGUCUUUAAGUACUUUCUUAAUGAAAAAAAUAUAAUUUCGUAUUUUAGGGGUUGCAUAUAAUUUUGAAAACUAAUGUAUAUUUUAGUUGUAGUCAUUGCCAUUGAGAGAGUUUCUGUUUUUCAUAGUUCUUGUAUGGAUUUGUUGAUUGACAAUAAGCCUUGUUUUGUUGAAAUUUUCAUAAGUAACAAAAGUAGAAUAAAAACAAAGUACUGCCUGUGCUAUUUUUAUGAAAUAACAUGACUAUCACUAGGAUGAAUGAAAAACAGCUUAUUGCUACUCCAGAUUUCCAGUGUCUUUCAAAGAAUUAUCUUUUGUAAAGAGAGGGAAAUUGCUAUGCCUAACUAGGACAAUAUUGUUUAGAUAAUAUAUGAUAUUUGGUGAAGAUUCUGCAAUAGAGCAGGCCUGCAUCAAUUUUCUGGUUUUCCACAGGAACUUUAUAGGUUGGUCAGUAGCUAAAACAAACAAACAAAAUCAAGUAACUUACAGCAUACUAAAACCUGGGCAUUUUUAUUUUAGUAAAAAUUAUAACAGAAUAAGGAAAACUCAUUUCCCUGCUAAACUUGAACACAAUAGUGGUCUUUAAGUACUUUCUUAAUGAAAAAAAUUAUAAUUUCGUAUUUUAGGGGUUGCAUAUAAUUUUGAAAACUAAUGUAUAUUUUUAGUUGUAGUCAUUGCCAUUGAGAGAGUUUCUGUUUUUCAUGGUUCUUGUACAGAUUUGUUGAUUGACAAUAAGCCUUGUUUUGUUGAAAUUUUCAUAAGUAACAAAAGUAGAAUAAAAACAAAGUACUGCCUGUGCUAUUUUUAUGGAAUAACAUGACUAUCACUAGGAUCAUUGAAAUACAAGGGUAUCAGAAUUUUAAAAAUCUAAGAGAAAACUCUCAAUGUAAAAAGAAGUAAAUUCUACCACUUUGGGAAACAUUUAUGAAGUUUUACCAUGUUGGAACUACAUGUUUUGUGAAUUAAAGAUAUCCCUUAUGUUAAAAUAAGCCAUUAGAAGAAAUGUUUAUGUGCAUCUUUAUAUUUAACUUAAAUCAUAAAGUGGAGGUAUGUGAAUUUUGACAAUAAAAUAACAUUGCGUUUCCUUAUUUUUGCAAGUUACAAAUAAGCUUGAUGGUCAGUGCUUGAGUCCAUAAAAUUGCUUUGCUAUUUGUAGAUUUUCCAAUAGCCCUUCCUUUAAAUGGCCAUUUAAAUUAAUAGAACUCUAGGAUGAUAUUCUUUAUUAUAAAAGCAUACAAAAUGUAAAGUAUAUGAAAUAUAUUUUAUUGACAUUCAUGUAUUUGAAGGGUUUGUUUUGGCAUAUCUAUUACUUUAUUUUUAAUUACCUUUUCUGUAUCACAUCAUUGUCAUCAUUUGUUAUUGAAUAUUUAUAGUCAUAUUUUGAUAUGCCAUCAUAGAAAAAAAUGGAAUAGAUUUAUGCUUUCUGAAGAUUACUGUAUUAUUUUACUUGGUUUCUGAUAACAUACUAAAGGGUUACAAAUCUUUACAUUAUUAAAAAAAAAUGCUAGAGAAGAUGGACUUAUCCACUAUAGAACUUUCUGGGAAUUGUUAAAUGAAUUAAAAUGUUUAAGUAAUUUA